Molecule: messenger RNA, 321 nt
Organism: Trichoderma asperellum CBS 433.97
Lineage: Eukaryota; Fungi; Ascomycota; Sordariomycetes; Hypocreales; Hypocreaceae
Source: RefSeq, a predicted model, not a curated record
GAAUGCGAGGAUGGAAAGUGAAAGUACCUUGGGAAUGUCCUAGAGUAAUCGUAUAAUAUCCGAUGCCAAGUAUAUCUAAUCAAAGGCAGACCCGCGCGGCCGAUGAGAAUUUCAGGUGGCGCGAGGCUCCACUUGUCGAGCCCCGAAGAGGAAAGAAUGUGUACCUACGUACAAUGUACGGCGCAGGUACAGACAGAGUGCGGUGUCUUGCAAUCACCGCGACCAAGGCCCAUGUAUGUUGCAAGUAUUGUCUGCUGCAUUGUGUGGGCGAGACUCUAGCGACGACGUCUGCUGCUCAGCUCCGCUACCAAGGCCACCAAU